This is a messenger RNA of Poeciliopsis prolifica (blackstripe livebearer), 3117 nucleotides long. RefSeq names its product BTB (POZ) domain containing 17b (gene btbd17b). Bases 608 to 2326 code for a protein of 572 amino acids. Lineage: Eukaryota; Metazoa; Chordata; Actinopteri; Cyprinodontiformes; Poeciliidae. Gene Ontology annotation, molecular function: protein binding. The record is from RefSeq and is a predicted model, not a curated record. The transcript is spliced from 3 exons.
UCUGAAAAGCAGCACAUUGUUAAGUCUAUAUAGUGCUACUAUUUAUGCCACAUAAAAUUUUCCAGCACAUUUUGGCUCAGUAAAAAGAUACAGCUGAAAAUAGAUUUAUUUAUUUUGCAUGUCUGCAAUUGUUUCAUUUUCUGUGAAUAAACAAAUCUUUCAACAUCAGUUAAAUCUUCAGGGGAAACAAUCUGGACUUGCCCUUGCAUGAUAAACAAAGCUUCCCUCAAAUUAAUGAAUAGACCGAGCGUAAAAUAAAUUAUUCUCACAUUAGUAAGAUUAAUGAGCUGUCCAAGAAAUAAGGGCUUAAAAAUCUGCUGGAGAUGAAUUGCGAAAUUUCACUGACUGCCAUUGGUCACACAUAUUAAAGGCUCAAUUACUUUUGGCUGAUUGUCUCAGCGGCCUCUGUGAAAAUUAGCCAACUAAUUAAAGCACUCAUGGUGCUUAACUUUAAAGUUCUGUAGCGUGGAGAUCAGCAGCAUGUCCAUACCAUUAAAAUGGGUAGAUGGGUUAUUAUUGAUUCCUAAUAGCGCCAAACCCCAGCACACUUUAGAAAAAAAAACAUUAAGCUGAGUCCUUGGCUGGCCCGGUGCCACUGAUCAAUGCCAUGUUACAUCCAAAAAGGGAGAGAUUCAAAAUCAAAGCUGUCGCUAUAGCAACGCCCCUGCCCGAUUCCACCAAUCAAUGGUGUCCGCGGGGUUGUGAGAGAUGCGCCAGGGGAAAGGCCAGCGUCCUACAUAAAGAGUCCAGGACAGGGAGCUGGGCAACACAGCAGGCAGCACACCUUUCUGCGCACAUCCAGCCGGUGGGAGAGUGGCGCCGAGACAGAGAGGAGAGGGGAAAGGACAAAGAAGCAGAGACAGUGAAGAACUGGGAAGAGAUGGAGCGCUCAUAUGAACACAAGAUUCCUUGCUGGGUUUAUGUGCUCUUCUUUUUACACUUCCACUCAGUCACAGUCAGCGGAGCUCCCCUGAAGCAAGAGGCAGCCCUGGACAACGGUGCCACAGUGCUGAAUCACUCCAUGCAUUUGGUGCAUCGCAUGGAGAACUUGCUGACCUUGGGAAACAGUAGCGAUGUUAGCCUGCGGGUGCAAACCAUGAACACUGAUGAGGUGAAGGUGAUCCAAGCCCACAGUCUGGUCCUUACCCUGCAGAGCGACGUGUUUGAGGAGCUGUUGCUCAGCCGCAACAACAGUGUUCUGGUGUUAAUUGAAACAUCAGAGUGUGCAGCUGUCUUUGACAAGUUUGUCAGAUAUUUGUACUGCGGUGACAUCUCACUCCGCCUCGAUCAAGCCAUAUCCCUGCACAAGUUGGCCAGCAAGUACCGUGUGUGGGGCUUGCAGCAAGGCCUGACCCAAUAUAUGACUCAACAUCUUUCCAGUGAUUCGCCCACAGGCCACGUGGUUAGCUGGUACAACUAUGCACUGCAAAUUGGGGACGCAACCCUGCGGGACAGCUGUCUGCAGUACCUGUCCUGGAAUCUGUCCUCUGUGCUGCAGAGUGGAGAAUGGGGCUCCAUUAGUGAAGACCUGCUCCUGUCCUUGCUCCAGCGCUCUGACCUCAUUCUGCAGAGUGAGCUGGAGCUCUACGAGGCGCUGGAGAUCUGGAUCAACCAGAACCAGCCAAUUAGCUCAACAGUAGAGACUGCCCUGAGAGCUGUUCGGUACGGCAUGAUCCCUCCUCAACAUCUCUUUCGUCUUCAGAGGCAUUCACCCCUCAUGGUGAAGUAUUAUGAGGCCAUCCGUGAUCUCCUCUAUCUCGCUUUCCAGUUCCACUCUGCAUCACCGAUUCAACUAGCCAAGUACUUUGAUGUCAACUGUAGUAUCUUCACUCCCCGUAACUAUUUGUCCUCAUCUUGGGGUACUCCUUGGAUCAUCAACAACCCCACACGUGAUGACCGUAGUUUCAGCUUCCAGACCCAACUUGGGCCCAGCGGUCAUGACUCCAGCAAGAGAGUGACGUGGAAUGCCCUGUUCUCCCCUCGCUGGCUCCCACUCAGUGCCAGAUCCACCUACACUGAGCUGGGUUCCAUGCAGCCCACUCGCACAGAGGGAGGUCGACCUCGCAUCAUCGUAACGCCGGCCACCUCUAGCCCCGACUUUGCUGGAGUGAGUUUCCAGAAAGCAAUCAUUGUGAUGGCAAAGCAACAAGGAAAAGUGAUUGUCCGCCAUGUGUACAACUUCCACCAAAGUACAGAGGAGUCUGGGGAUUUCUUGGUGGAUGCUGACAUUCAACGUCGUGCAUCAGAGUACCUAAUUGACAGCUCUCUCUAUCUGCAUGUUGUGAUCAAACCUCUUUACCAUAGCUUGCUUGUUGCCAGGAAAUAAAAACAGGAAUUUUUUUUUUGUGAUCUCACCCAACCCUUAUCUGCCCACACAAUCACAUGCACAUGUUCCAAAACACACUCAUAUCACACUGUGUGUAUGUGUCAGCUCCAGAAAUUCACUCUGUAACAUUGUUUCAUUCUUUUGUCUUCCAGUUGUAUAGCAAAAAGUAAAAAAUUGAACUGCAAUACAAACUGUGAUUAUCAUCGUAAUUACUAAUAGCAACAUAAAAUAUAGGUUGUAUUUCAGUAAGUAGUAGUUUUUCCUUGAAUUUAUGAAUCUGUGUUGCUGCCCAUGUUUGAAUAGGCCAUAUAUGUAUUUUGCUUUGAAAAAACAAACUGACAUUCACUGCUACAUGUAUGGAUUGUUAUUUUCUUUGCUGUCAAAUAUAGAUUUGUAGUUCAUGGGAGAUAUUUGGUACAGUAAUUUAUGCACCACUUUGAAUUUUAGAUAUCAAAAUGUUUUGUAGGGUUUUAAUGUGAUGUAGUUUGUCUUGCAAGACUGGAAAGAUGAUUGCUGCACAGACAUUUUUUCCAUUUUACAUUGCUUGUUGAUUUAGUUACUUUGCAUUUUUAACAUAUGUAUUUUCUUUAGCUUUUUGAAAACCCAAGCAGUCUGUGAUAACAAAAAAAUAAUUUAAAAAGAUAUAUAGCCUCAUACAGGACAAUGAGAUUUUAAAUUUUAGGUGUUGAUCUGUCUUUUAAAGUAAGACUUAGUAAAGUCAAAAAUAUUUGACUUAUUUUAAAUGUCUGUUUUUCUCUUUUGUAAAUCAAAUAAUAAAUAAAAGUUUUGUU